CCAGCGGCGGCCGCGAGAAGAGGAGCGGAGUCGGCGCUAGCGGGUCGCUCGAAAGGAGCUGCGCGUUCCUCCGGGUGGUUGUAAGAAGGAAAGGCACGCAGCGACCCCGUCUCCUCCUCCUCCUCCUCCUCCUCUCUGCCUAAAAGCAGGAAAGCGAAGCUUCAGGGGCGCCCUUUUGUGGUUUUUUUUUUCUUUUCUUUCCCCUCCCUCUUUCCUUCCCUCCCUCCGUCCCUGUCCCGGCGAAGCCACGAGAUGGGAGUUUUCCAGGUGUCUUUUGGCUGUUUCCUAGGUCUCUGGGCCAUUGUAGCGGGUCAAGGACCAGAAUACAGCUACGGAUGUGCGGAAGGCAGCUGUUAUCCGGCUACAGGAGACUUGCUGAUUGGCCGAGCCAACAAGCUGAUAGCCUCCUCCACCUGUGGCCUUCACAAACCUGAACCAUUCUGCAUUGUGAGCCACCUCCAGGAGGACAAGAAAUGUUUUACGUGCGAUUCACGCGAUCCGUUCCACGAGACCUUGAAUCCGGACAACCAUCGUAUUGAAAACGUGGUGACCGCUUUUGCUCCCAAUCGCCUGAAGCUGUGGUGGCAAUCAGAAAACGGAGUAGAAAACGUGACUGUCCAAUUGGAUCUAGAGGCGGAAUUCCAUUUUACCCACCUCAUUAUGACCUUCAAGACCUUCCGUCCUUCUGCCAUGUUAAUUGAAAGAUCAUCCGAUUUCGGCAAAACGUGGCAAGUCUACCGUUAUUUUGCCUACGACUGUGAGAAUUCGUUCCCAGGCGUCUCCACUGGACCCAUGAAGAAAGUCGACGACAUUAUUUGUGAUUCCCGCUAUUCUGACAUUGAACCUUCCACCGAGGGAGAGGUCAUUUACCGAGCUUUGGAUCCUGCUUUUCGAAUAGAAGACCCCUACAGCCCACGGAUUCAAAAUAUGUUAAAGAUUACAAAUUUAAGAAUCCAAUUUGCCAAACUGCACACCCUGGGAGAUAAUCUUCUGGAUUCAAGGAUGGAGAUCAGAGAAAAGUAUUAUUAUGCUAUUUACGACAUGGUGGUCCGCGGGAACUGCUUCUGUUACGGACACGCCAGUGAAUGCGCCCCGGUGCAUGGCUAUGAAGAAGAGGUGGAAGGAAUGGUCCACGGCCACUGCAUGUGUCGGCACAACACCAAAGGCUUAAACUGUGAGCAGUGCUUGGAUUUUUACCAUGAUUUGCCAUGGCGUCCCGCCGAAGGCCGUAACAGCAACGCCUGCAAAAAGUGCAAUUGCAACGAGCAUUCCGUGCAGUGCCAUUUCGAUAUGGCUGUUUACUUAGCGACUGGAAACACCAGCGGUGGGGUGUGUGACGAUUGUCAACAUAACACGGUGGGGCACAAUUGUGAGCAGUGCAAGCCCUUCUACUUCCAACAUCCGGAGAGGGAUGUCCGCGAUCCGCAUAUUUGUGAACCGUGUAACUGCGACCCCGUCGGGUCUCAAAAUGGCGGAAUUUGUGAUCGUUACACCGACUACUCAGCUGGCCUCAUCGCAGGACAGUGUCGCUGCAAAUUCUUUGUGGAAGGGGAACGUUGUGACACCUGCAAAGAAGGAUUUUAUGGAUUAAGCAUAGACGACCCUCUCGGCUGUCAGUCUUGUGCUUGCAAUCCAUUGGGCACGCAUCCCGGAGGGAAUCCUUGUGACUCCGAGACAGGAAACUGCUACUGUAAACGUCUGGUUACCGGAAGGCAGUGCGAUCAAUGUCUGCCUGAAAACUGGGGACUGAGCAAUGAUAUGGAUGGGUGUCGCCCCUGUGAUUGUGACCAAGGUGGUUCACUCAACAAUAACUGCUCAAGUGAAACUGGCCAAUGCCAGUGCAGGCCGCAUCUGAUUGGCCGCCAGUGCCAGGAAGUGGAACCCGGAUAUUUUUUCAUAUCUUUAGAUCAUUAUGUCUAUGAAGCGGAGGACGCCAGCUUUGGCCCUGGCGUGAGUUUGGUUGAGCGCCUCUAUUCUCAAGAUCGCGUACCUUCCUGGACUGGAAUAGGGUUUGUGAGAGUGCCUGAAGGAGCCUAUUUAGAAUUCUACAUAGACAAUAUCCCGUUUUCGAUGGAAUACGAUGUUCUCAUUCGAUAUGAGCCUCAGUUACCAGAUCAGUGGGAGAAAGCUACCAUCAGCGUGUAUCGCCCGGGCCAAAUUCCUCCUAGUAGUAGAUGUGGCAAUACUGUUCCUGACGAUGACGAUCAAGAGGUAUCUUUAUCUCCCGGUUCCAGGUAUGCCGUCCUUCCACGCCCCGUAUGCUUCGAAAAAGGCCUGAAUUACACCGUUCGGUUGGAGCUGCCGCAGUACUCCUUGAACUCUGAGGUGGAAAAUCCGUACACGCUCAUCGAUUCACUUGUCCUCAUGCCCUAUUGCAAGUCCCUGGACCUCUUCACGGUUGGAGGCCGAGGUGACGACGUGACAACCAACAGCGCGUGGGAAACCUUUCAAAGAUACCGUUGCCUGGAGAACAGCAGGAGCGUUGUCAAAACCCCCAUGACGGAUGUUUGCCGGAAUAUAAUUUUUAGCAUCUCAGCCCUGUUGCACGAAACCGCAUUGGCUUGCCAGUGUGACCCACAAGGUUCGCUGAGUUCGGUGUGCGAUCCCAACGGAGGCCAUUGUCAGUGUCGACCAAAUGUGGUUGGCCGAAGAUGCGAUAAAUGCGCCCCGGGCACCUUUGGCUUUGAACCCACUGGAUGCAAACCCUGCGAGUGUCACGUCCAAGCGUCUGCAAACGCCUUCUGCCACCCGGAGACCGGGCAGUGCCAUUGUUUCCACGGAGUUUACGGCCGUCAGUGCGACAGAUGUUUGCCCGGAUACUGGGGGUUCCCAAGCUGCCAGCCCUGUCAGUGCAACGGUCACGCGGACGAGUGCGAUCCCUACAGUGGCCAGUGCUUGCAUUGUCGUGAUCACACCUCAGGCCCCAACUGUGAGAGGUGCCUUGCUGGUUAUUAUGGAGAUCCAGUCUUGGGAUCAGGGGAUCACUGCCGUCCUUGCCCGUGCCCAGACGGUCCGGAAAGUGGGCGCCAGUUUGCCAGUGGCUGUUAUCAAGACCGGAUUACGUUACAAGUGGUGUGCAUUUGCGAGAGAGGAUAUAAAGGAAGUCGAUGCGAUGAAUGUUCCUCUGGCUUCUUUGGAAACCCCGAAGAGAUUGGUGGGACUUGCCAGCCCUGCCAGUGUCACAACAACAUCGAUUCCUCUGAUCCAGAGGCCUGUGACAAGAGGACAGGCUUGUGCCUCAAGUGUUUGUUUCACACCCAGGGCCAACACUGCCAAGAGUGUAAACCUGGCUACUACGGAUGGGCUCUCCAGCAAGAUUGCAGAAAGUGUGUCUGCAAUUACCUGGGGACGGUGCGCCAGCGCUGCAGCGGCGCCGAAGACUGUGAGUGUGAGAGAGAAACGGGCCAGUGUCAAUGUCUCCCUAACGUGGUCGGGCAGAAUUGUGAUCACUGCGCUCCAAACACGUGGCAACUCAGCAGCGGGACCGGAUGCGAACCCUGCGCCUGUAAUCUGGAGCAUUCCUUCGGCCCGUCUUGCAACGAGUUCACCGGGCAGUGCCAGUGUAUGCCAGGAUUCGGGGGACGCACCUGUACGGAAUGUCAAGAAUAUUUCUGGGGUGACCCUAUUGUGGGCUGUCAAGCUUGUGAGUGUGAUUCACGAGGCAUCCAGACUCUUCAGUGUAACCGGUCCAGUGGCCAGUGUAUCUGUAAGGAAGGCGUGGAAGGAUCCCGUUGUGAUAAAUGCACCCGGGGCUAUGCCGGAACGUUUCCAGACUGUGCUCCUUGUCACCAAUGCUUUGCUCUCUGGGAUAUCAUCGUCAGUGAGUUGGCCAACAAGACCCAGAGAUUCCUGGAAAGAGCCAAAGCGCUGAAGAUCGCAGGGGUGAGCGGCCCUUACCAAGAGACCCUCCACUCGGUGCAGGAAAAGCUGAACGAGAUCCAAAGCAUCAUUGCUCAAAAUCCGGCUACCGAGCCUCUUCAGAACAUCGGCGACCUCUUGGAGGAAGCAGAGAAGCUGAAAACAGAUGUGGCCAAAAAGAUAACGGACGUCGAAGAAAAGCUGUCUGCCGUGGCAAACGACAGCAGCGCCGUGGAGGCUGAACUGCGGGCUUUAGAGGCAGAUGCGAAGAGUUUGCACAAUGCUGUGAAGGAACUUGCCGAACAGCUGGAGUUCAUAAAGAUCUCCGAUGUCCGAGGCGCCCUGGACAGCAUCACCAAAUAUUUCCAGAUGUCGCUGGAUGCAGAAAAGAGAGCCAAUGCCUCCGUUUUGCUUCCCGGAAGCCUUGUUGAGCAGUCCGCCGAAAUGCGCCUGGAAGUGGAGAGCCUGAUUAACGAUACCGAGGCCAUGUUCAAGUCUACUCAGGAAGAGCAGUCCCGCCUCUUGGAUGAGCUAGCAGGCAAGCUGCAAAGUCUGGACUUGGCUGAAGUGUCGGAGAAGGUGUGCGGGACUCCUCCGGGGGCUUCCUGUGUCGAUUCCCCCUGUGGCGGGUUGAGUUGCCACACUGAAGAUGGGACGAAGCAUUGCGGAGGGCCCGGGUGCGAAGGCCUGGUGACGGUGGCCCACACCGCCUGGCAGAAAGCCAUCGAUUUCGAUCGAGACAUCUUGAGUGCUCUGGCGGAGGUGGAGCAGCUCUCCAAAAUGGUUUCGGAAGCCAAAGAAAGAGCCGAUGAAGCCAGGCAGAACGCCCAAGACGUCUUGCUGAAGACCAAUGCCACCAAGCAACAGGUAGACAGGAGCAACGAGGAUCUCAGAAAACUUAUUCAGCAGAUCAGAAUGUUUUUAACGAAAGAGGGUGCUGAUCUUGAUAGCAUCGAAGCCGUCGCUAAUGAAGUUCUCAACCUGGAGAUGCCCAGCACACCUGAACAGCUGCAAACCCUGGCAGACAGCAUUCGCGACCGUGUGGAAAGCCUGUCUGAUGUGGAGACCGUCCUUCAGCAGAGCGCUGGAGAUAUCGCAAGGGCGAAGGCGUUGUUAGACGAAGCUAAGAAAGCCAGCAAAAGCGCGACGGAUGUGAAAGUCACGGCGGAUAUGGUCAGAGAGGCACUAGAAGAAGCUGGCAGAGCCCAAACAACAGCUGGAGAUGCCAUCAAACUGGCAGAGAAAGAUAUUGAAGGAACGCAAGGCUUGCUUGCCUCUAUUGCCUCCGAAACUGGCUCCGUGGAAGACCGUUUGGGGAACGCGACCUUGCGCAUGGCAGAACUGGAGAAGAACGUGGAAAUGCUUAGAGAGAAGGCAGCCACCAAUGCAGAGGAUAUAAAAGCCGCGGAAGAAAACAUCGCGGUGGUUAAUCGAACCACAGCAGACGUUCAAAAAAUACUAGAUGACAGUGUGAAUGAGAAAUACAAAACGGUAGAAAACUUAAUUGCCAAGAAAACAGGGGAGUCUGCAAAUGCGAGGAAGAAAGCAGAGGAGCUGCAAAACGAAGCCAAAAUUUUGCUAGAGCAAGCAAACAGCAAACUGCAGCUUCUCAGAGAACUGGAAGACACGUAUGAAAAAAAUCAGAAAAUCCUGGAAGAGAAAGCUAAACAAGUAAUGGAACUGGAGGAGACCGUCCGAGGCCUCUUGCAAGCCAUUAGUCAAAAAGUCGCCAUUUACAGCACCUGCUAGAAACUGGAAAAGGGAACAGAGAAGGGAAAAAGAAAAUCAAAAUACAUUUCAUUGGAUGACAGGUCUUAACCCGAUACUGGAACCUGUCGUGAUCUGACCAACAUUUUUCUUGUUUUGUAAAAUAAAAUGCUACUUUGUAACCAAGCAUAUGCCUCAUUUAACCCUAGUUAGCCUCAUUCCAAUGUUAAUUACUUUUUUUUAUUAUCCGAAAUAGUAAUUAACCCUUUUGAAUUCUGCUAAUAAAAUCCUACCAUCAAACGUG
Messenger RNA from Crotalus tigris (Tiger rattlesnake), 5869 nucleotides. RefSeq names its product laminin subunit beta 1 (gene LAMB1). Gene Ontology annotation, molecular function: extracellular matrix structural constituent; integrin binding. Gene Ontology annotation, biological process: basement membrane assembly; substrate adhesion-dependent cell spreading; cell migration. Gene Ontology annotation, cellular component: laminin trimer. The record is from RefSeq and is a predicted model, not a curated record. The coding region runs from base 253 to 5607 and encodes 1784 amino acids. NCBI's taxonomy places the organism in Eukaryota, Metazoa, Chordata, Lepidosauria, Squamata, Viperidae. The transcript has 33 exons.